This is a messenger RNA of Pseudovirgaria hyperparasitica, 1073 nucleotides long. Its product is annotated as kinase-like protein. Gene Ontology annotation, molecular function: ATP binding; protein kinase activity. Lineage: Eukaryota; Fungi; Ascomycota; Dothideomycetes; Acrospermales; Acrospermaceae. Bases 71 to 922 code for a protein of 283 amino acids. The transcript has 2 exons. Gene Ontology annotation, biological process: protein phosphorylation. The record is from RefSeq and is a predicted model, not a curated record.
CACUGUCACAAUUUACCGAUACCAUCCUCCUUCACCUAUCCAUCUUACGUGAAACCCUUGUUGGAAGAAAAUGCAACAGUGUGAUAUACAAUGGCCAAGGGGUCUCGGUGGCGGAGACUUAGUUGGCGCCGGAACAACAGCGAUCGUUGCACGUCUCGAUGCCGUCAUAAAGUUCUGCCAACCCUGGGAUUCGCAUUUUUUAGACCGGGAGAAGCUUGUCUACGAGCGACUCGGCCACGACCAUCAAGGCAUCGUUCGCUAUUUUGGCGUGCUGGACAAUGCGAUUGUCCUACAAUUUGCACGAGAAACAUCCAUCCGGCAAUAUAUCGGACGACAGACGCGGAUUCCGCUUCACUUGAAGCUUCGAUGGGCGGAGCAGAUCUUCGAUGCUGUGCAAUAUGUCCACUCAAGAGGAGUGCUCCAUGGCGACAUCUCGUGUAAUAACGUAUUCCUCGACCAUAAUCUGAACGUCAAGCUAGGCGACUUUGCUGGUUCGUCGAUUGAUGGGUGCCCACCGCUUGUCUGUUAUGAGACUAGUCAUGAACUUCCUGGGACAGACAUCUCCGCGAAGACUGAGCUGUUCGCCCUUGGCUCUACGGUGUAUGAGUUGAUGACCGGAUCGAAGCCUUAUGCGAGUGUGAGUGACGACCAAAUAAGUGCCUAUUUCGAGGCAAGCCGCUUCCCGGAUGUGACAGUUAUUCCCGCCCUUCGUAAUACGAUCCUGAAAUGUUGGAGUCAGGAUUAUGAGACUAUCAGUGAAGCGCUCCAAGACAUAAAGCUAGAAGUAGCUACGGAUAAGCUCUCCAUUUUCCGCCACAUCGUCCUUUUCAAACGCAAAUCGCUCCUGGUUCCCCUGAUUCUGACUCUAACGUCUAUACUACCAUUCAUAGGUUGGGCGAAGCGGUCAUCGCUACUACGAUGAAUCAUGUUAGUAAGGCUACAAGAUCGCUUCAUCUCUGCUUACGUAUAGAUUCUCUUUAUAUCUAUAAUAUCUAUAACUAAUAGUAAUUACUUAUACUAGAUAAUAUACUUAAGAGUACUAUAAUACUAGAUAAUAUACUUAAGAGUACUAU